Messenger RNA from Stegastes partitus (bicolor damselfish), 4516 nucleotides. RefSeq names its product sodium- and chloride-dependent GABA transporter 2-like. The record is from RefSeq and is a predicted model, not a curated record. The transcript has 15 exons. Gene Ontology annotation, molecular function: gamma-aminobutyric acid:sodium:chloride symporter activity. Gene Ontology annotation, cellular component: cell projection; plasma membrane. Gene Ontology annotation, biological process: sodium ion transmembrane transport; amino acid transport; nitrogen compound transport. The coding region runs from base 105 to 1964 and encodes 619 amino acids. NCBI's taxonomy places the organism in Eukaryota, Metazoa, Chordata, Actinopteri, Pomacentridae.
UGCCUGGAGCAAACCAUUCCGCCUCCCGUUCGAGGGGGUGGUCGCAUUGUGAAGGACUACAGGAAACGCAGAGGGGUGUGUGUGUUUCCCUGCCAGAACCAGUGAUGGCUGACCCACUGCCUCCCCACCAGACUGAAACUCUGCUAAAGAAGUUCCCGCAAGGAAGCCUCCCUAAUGGGAAGGAGGCCACCAAAGACGGCCUGCAUGCCAGAGGCCAGUGGGCCAGCAAGGCCGAGUUCCUCCUGGCCGUGGCUGGCCAGAUCAUCGGCCUCGGCAACGUCUGGAGGUUUCCUUACCUCUGCUACAAAAACGGAGGAGGUGUGUUCUUCGUACCCUACCUGUUGUUCCUGGUGCUGUGCGGCAUCCCCCUGUUCCUCCUGGAGACCUCGCUGGGACAGUACACCAGCCUGGGAGGGGUCAGCGCCUGGAGGAGCGUCUGCCCGUUAUUCGGAGGACUCGGCUACGCCAGCCAGGUGAUGAUCCUGCACGGUUGCGUGUACUACAUCGUCAUCCUGGCCUGGGCUCUCUUCUACCUGUCCUACAGCUUCCAGGCGGAGCUGCCGUGGUCGCACUGUAACAACACGUGGAACACCGAGGCGUGUGUCCUGUUCAACCGACACAACCAGACCGGUAACGUGACCGGCCUGCCCGACAACGCCACCUCUCCCGUCAUGGAGUUUUGGGAACGGGAAGUUCUCCGCCUGUCCAACAGUUUGGACGAGCUGGGUCCGAUCAACUGGAAGCUGGCUCUGUGUCUGGCCGUCGUCUGGCUCGUCUGCUACUUCUGUGUCUGGAAGGGAGUCAAGUCCACCGGAAAGGUGGUGUACCUGACAGCCACAUUCCCAUAUGUCAUGCUGUUUGUGCUGCUGGUGCGCGGUGCCACUCUGCCUGGAGCGAUGCAGGGCAUCGUCUACUACCUCAAACCCAACCACACCCGCCUGGCCGACCCACAGGUAUGGAUGGAUGCAGGGACCCAGAUAUUUUUCUCUUAUGGAAUCUGCUUGGGAAGUCUCACAGCCCUGGGCAGUUACAACAAAUACAACAAUGACUGCUACAAGGACUCCUUCCUGCUGUGCCUUCUGAACAGCGCCACCAGUUUCCUGGCAGGAUUCGCCAUCUUCUCGGUGCUGGGCUUCAUGGCUGAGGAGCAGGGCGUGGACAUAGGCGCCGUGGCCCAAUCAGGGCCCGGCCUGGCCUUCAUCGCCUACCCGAGAGCCGUAGCCAUGAUGCCUGUUCCCCAACUCUGGGCCGUCUGCUUCUUCCUCAUGAUCAUCAUGCUGGGCCUGGACACACAGUUUGUGAGCCUGGAGGCCCUGAUGACGUCGGUGGCCGACCUGUACCCUCACGUGAUCAGACGAGGCCACCGCAGGGAGCUGCUGCUGCUGGCGGUCUGCAUCGUGUGCUUCCUGGUUGGGCUGGUCAUGGUCACGCCGGGUGGCCUCUAUGUGUUCCAGAUCUAUGACCACUUCUCCUGCAGUGGAGCCAGUCUGCUGCUUCUCUCCAUCUUCCAGUCUCUGGCCAUCGGCUGGGUCUACGGAGCCGACCGCUUCUGCGCCAACAUCAGGGACAUGACUGGCUACAACCCCACGCCUGCCUUCAAGCUGUGCUGGAAAUACUUGACCCCGGCCGUGUGCACUGCCACCUUUGUUUUUUCCCUGGUGCGUUGGUCUCCGCUAAACCUGGGGAAAGGACUGGUCGCUCCAGCUUGGGCCACCGUCCUGGGUUGGCUACUUACCCUCUCAUCCGUCUCCCUGCUUCCCAUCUGGGCCAUCUACGCCCUGAUCACCACCCCAGGAACCCUGCCACAGCGCUUCCAUCGUCUGUGCAGCCCCACCAAACCCUCAUCCCUGGCCUUCCACCCCUUCUCCCCCAACGGCUCGGCGCUCACCUACAGCCCCACACUGCCGCUCACCGAGAAACCAAAGGAGCCGAUCACAGAUCUCAUGCAGGACCAGAAGACCUGAAAACAAUGAACAACAAUCGAACAUUGCUGAUGCUGCUCAGCCAAUCGGGUGCGCCGAACGGGAGAGUUAACGCAGCUGGAUCCCAAUGGAGGGACCGGAUGCUCGAGAGACUUCAUAAACAGACUAAAUGUGUUCGGACUUGGCUGACGGGGCCUGUUUUACAUCAGAGGAUUGUCAAAUGUGUUUGAAUCUGGAGGGCACCACCACUGUAAGCUCAGCAUCCUGGAACCCACUGCACGCAGGUGUACAUUUAAAGCUCGGGUAGGCAGUAUUGUUUAUUUUUUUUAGCAUCAUUGGAUAGAACUCUAUAUAAGCUUUAAGCAUAUCGUAAUUCAUUUGGUUUGAGAGGAAGCUAGACUUCUGCGCCGCCUCUUGGUUGAAAAAUCAAGCCAAUGAUGGGAGAUUUUAGCCAAUCACAGGGCUUUUCACCCACAGUAGGUGAGACAGUACAGAGUUGGCAGCAAGAGGAGGAGGUGGUGGCGCAUUGGGUUAGAUGGAGAAUUCUUGGGUGAAGCUACAAAUGAAGGUUGUAUAUUUUUAAAUUCUGGCUAUUUGGGAGUUUUGUUAUUUUGUUUUUUUUAUCCAAGAUUUUUGCCUACCCCAGUUUUAAUGGGACAUUCAGGUGAUCAACCAUGUGACCAGAUUUCUACAUUCAGAUUGUUGUUUUGAAGAUAAUGUGCAGAAAACGUACGUUUACGAUCGACCAAGUACGUCCGCCAGCUCGUGUGAUAGAACGUCAUGGACAUCUGGCAGCACCUGUGUGGAGUGAAGGCAGCCUGGGUUGGUUCUGGUUCGCCGUCAAGAGGCCUCUGUAGAAGAUCCGACCCUGAAUUGGGACACUGUUUGCGUAACGUUUAAGAGCAGCUCCACACCCUGUUCCCGGCCACCACAGUUGGUUUUUGUAUAACAGCACACACUCCUGGAUCUUAAGUGUUUUAUUUCCUUUCUUAGCAUCUCUCUAGCGUCUUUUUUUUAAUUUUCAGUUACUGUACUUGAGGACCAUGUAACCCCUAUAGCCUUUCAACACACACGAUGCAACUGAAUAGAAACGCAGAUGUCCCUUCUUUUUUUUUUUUUUGCCAGCAUCACACAGUUAUCAUUACUUUUUAUACUCUCUAUGAGAGCUUGAGAGAUCACCGCUUGUGUUAACAUGUCUGCUUCGAUUUUGACUCUCCAAUGAAUGUUUAUUGAUUUCUUUGGGUGAAGGUAUCAUUUGAAAUGACUCCAUGAGUCAGACAUGUGUUCUCAUUGAUUUAUUAGGAUUUAUUUUUUUUUGUAUGUGCUUCACCCUCUCAUGGAGUUUAAAUGGUUCAUAACACGCCUUAGACCAAGUUGAGCUAGUGCAGGAGUUGCAUUGGCUGCUGUUUACUGCCGAUAUUCAAAGUGCUAACUUGAUUAUAUUAGCACUUUGUUGCUAACAAAAUAACUGACAUGUGCAGUAAUCCGUUUUUCAUCCCUUACACAUAUUUGUUGUUUAAAAAAGUGAGCAGCAAAGUUUGCAAAAAAUUUUUAGAAGUUGCUGUGCACGUGAGAAAGUGCAAUUUUUUUUAAAUUUUAUUUUAUUUUUUACGAAAGGCAUUAUUAGCACAUAUUUGCACUGUAAACAAAAGUCAUUUAUCAAGCUGGGAAACAUGCAAUCAUAGCAUCUGAAUAAGCACGCAGCAUGACAGUGUGGCUGCUGCUUUUGGAGAAAGAAGAAUCCACAAUAGUUUAUAUUCCAAAUGUUUAAGUUAAAAUGUUUUUUUUUUUUAGUGACUCCACCACUCCAUAGUGAUUGUUUUUGCAGAGGGCUUUAACUGUAACAUUUUGAAUGGUAACAUGCAGUAGACAUGAAUGAUCUCUAUGCAAUGUACGGAUGUUUUUAGAAGAAGGUACAUGUGCAAAUGGGAGAAAUCACGAAGAAACACGGUCUCAUGUUUGUUUUCUUUUUUUUUUUUACUAACCCCUGACGACAUGCAUGUAUCUGUCUGGACGAGGCUGGUGUGUCAUCAUCACUUCUAAGCCCUUUAACAAAAACAAGUUAAAUUCAUAAAGUCGUUAGACGAGAGCUGGAAGGCGUGCAAUGUCAGAUAAGAACAUGCUUUAAUAAUUUACUUUACAUCCUGCUUUCUUGCCUUUUUUUUUUUAUUUCAUCGUCAUGACGUCUAUUUUUCAGCGUCUCAGUGGGGUUUUUGGUUGCAAUGUGAAAUCACCAUCAACUCACUGUACUGUAAGUCUGGGACAGAAUGUACUCUUCACUGGGAUUGCUUGUGUAAAAAAAACCUCCAGAAGCAUUUCUCGAGCGAGUGUUCGAUAACGUUCAAUGAUGAAUCAGUUCCGUAUGCAAACUUGAAACUGCUGUCAUUCAGACCUGGAUCAGUGUUUUUGAUUGAAAUCCUUUCAAAAAAAAAUCGUUCCUCUUGAGAUUAAUUUAACAAGAGGCAGCUCCAGAAAUGCGAAAAAAGCCCAUCUGGUGUCUUUUAAAAGGCUUUCAUUUACUUCAGACUGAUCCAAGUGUGUUGUCAUCUCUGUUUACAGGUGUGCCUCUUUAUUUUAAAAUGGGCUUUUUUGUA